Messenger RNA from Onychostruthus taczanowskii (white-rumped snowfinch), 12408 nucleotides. It is a transcript of the gene TANC2, whose product is annotated as tetratricopeptide repeat, ankyrin repeat and coiled-coil containing 2. Bases 512 to 6781 code for a protein of 2089 amino acids. The transcript is spliced from 29 exons. Gene Ontology annotation, cellular component: dendritic spine. Gene Ontology annotation, biological process: regulation of dendritic spine morphogenesis. The record is from RefSeq and is a predicted model, not a curated record. Gene Ontology annotation, molecular function: protein binding. Lineage: Eukaryota; Metazoa; Chordata; Aves; Passeriformes; Passeridae.
UCCGCGCUUGGCCGCGCCCCUCCGUGCGCUCAUGGGGGGCGGCGGGUAAAGGGAGCCCCGGGAGCGCGCGCGCCCGCGCGCCGCUUCCCUUCCCCGCCCUCCGCGGGCUCCCGUGAGGCGGCGGCGGCGGCGAGCUCGCAGCGACCGAGCGAAGGAACCGGGGAAGAAGGAAAGCGGCAGGGGAGGAGCGGCGGCUCGCCGGGGAGGCCGCGGCGGGCAGGGACGGACGGACGGGCGGAGGGGGCGCUGUAGCGGGCGGUGAAGGAGCCGCCGAGGAGGGGCGAGACCGGCCGCCCCCCGUCCCCUCCCAUUCGGGCGCGCGCUCGCCGCGGCGGCGGCGGCGGCUCCCGGCGAUGCGGUGAGAGGGAGGCGCAGCCGCGCUCUGUGCGGGGCCGCCGGGAGCCUCCCGCGCCAGGACUUGAAGUGGAUGGAGGAGGACACUUCUUGCUAAAGAUUUAACUUGUCUAAAGAUAUCAAGCGUUUGCAACAAACCAAGUGGAACAGGAUCGCCAUGUUUCGAAACAGUCUCAAGAUGCUUCUUACAGGAGGGAAGUCAAACCGCAAAAACAGGUCCAGCGAUGGAGGGAACGAGGAGCCACCAGACCGAAGACAGGCAAGUGUAGACUCCCGUCAGAGCCGAGCUGGGCAAGGCACCUCCACAGAGAACGACUGUGCUUUUGAACCUGACUACGCAAUUCCGCCACUCCCAGUGACCGAAGGUAUGCAGCACAUUCGGAUAAUGGAGGGCAUGUCCCGCUCCCUUCCAUCCUCCCCCUUACUCACACAUCAGUCUAUCAGUGUUCGGCUCCAACCUGUGAAGAAGUUAACUGCCCCUCUGAGGAAAGCAAAGUUUGUUGAGAGCCCUCGAAUCCCAGAGUCCGAGCUUGGCUCCCCAACCCUCUCUGCCCAGAAGCUGGACGUUGAUGCAUUCUGCCCUGGUGAUACUGAGCAAGAGCUGGGACCCCCUCCAUCCGUAGAUGAGGCAGCGAACACACUCAUGACUCGCCUGGGCUUCCUCCUCGGAGAGAAAGUCACGGAGGUUCAGCCAGGGCCCCAGUACAGCAUGGAGGUGCAGGACGAGAACCAGAGCUCGGCGGUGACGCAGCGCAUCAGCCCCUGCUCCACGCUGACGAGCAGCACGGCCUCGCCGCCGGCCAGCAGCCCCUGCUCCACCCUGCCGCCCGUCAGCGCCAGCGUCACGGCCAAGGACUGCACCUACGGCGCUGUCACCAGCCCCACGUCCACGCUGGAGAGCAGAGACAGCGGCAUCAUCGCUACAUUGACAAGUUACUCUGAAAAUGUGGAACGUACUAAAUAUGGAGGGGAAAGCAGUAAGGAACUUGGAUCUGGGGGAAACCUGAAACAGUGGCAAUCCCAGAAAUCCAGCAUGGACUCCUGCCUGUACCGUGUGGAUGAGAACAUGUCAGCCUCCACCUACAGCCUCAACAAAAUCCCUGAGAGGAACCUGGAGACAGUCCUGUCCCAAUCAGUGCAGUCAAUUCCUCUGUACCUUAUGCCACGGCCAAAUUCAGUAGCAGCCACCAGCUCAGCCCACCUGGAAGACCUGGCUUACCUGGACGAGCAGAGGCACACUCCCCUGCGCACGUCGCUGCGGAUGCCGCGGCAGAGCGUGGCCAGCGCCCGGGCGCAGCAGGACCUGCGAGUGCGCUUCGCGCCCUACAGACCCCCCGACAUCUCCCUGAAGCCGCUGCUCUUCGAGGUGCCCAGCAUCACCACGGAGUCCGUGUUCGUGGGCCGGGACUGGGUGUUCCACGAGAUCGACGCGCAGCUGCAGAGCUCCAACGCCAGCGUCAACCGCGGCGUGGUCAUCGUCGGCAACAUCGGCUUCGGCAAAACCGCCAUCAUCUCCAGGCUGGUGGCGCUCAGCUGCCACGGCACCAGGAUGAGGCAGAUUGCUUCAGAUAGCCCCCACGCCUCUCCAAAACAUGUGGAUGCCAACCGGGAGCUGCCCUUGGCUCAGCCGCCUUCUGCGCACGCGUCCAUCGCCAGCGGGAGCUGCCCCGGCACCCCCGAGAUGCGCCGGCGCCAGGAGGAGGCCAUGCGGAGGCUGGCCUCACAGGUCGUAGCUUACCACUACUGCCAGGCUGACAACGCCUACACCUGCCUGGUGCCCGAGUUCGUGCACAACGUGGCCGCGCUGCUGUGCCGCUCGCCGCAGUUCGUCGCGUACCGGGAGCAGCUGCUGCGCGAGCCGCACCUGCAGAGCCUGCUCAGCCUCCGCUCCUGCGUGCAGGACCCCAUGGCCUCCUUCCGCAGGGGGGUCCUGGAGCCCCUGGAGAGCCUGCACAAAGAGAGGAAGAUCCCUGAUGAAGAUUUCAUUAUAUUAAUUGAUGGUUUGAAUGAGGCUGAAUUUCACAAGCCAGAUUAUGGAGACACCAUUGUAUCAUUCCUGAGCAAAAUGAUUGGAAAAUUCCCUUCCUGGCUGAAGCUGGUAGUGACAGUCAGGACAAGUCUACAGGAAAUAAUUAAGCUGUUGCCCUUCCACAGAAUAUUUUUGGAUAGACUGGAAGAGAAUGAAGCCAUCGACCAGGACCUGCAGGCAUACAUCCUCCACCGGAUACACAGCAGCUCGGAGAUCCAGAACAACAUCUCACUCAACGGCAAAAUGGACAACACUACGUUUGGCAAACUCAGUUCUCACCUCAAGACCUUGAGCCAAGGGUCCUACCUGUACCUGAAACUUACUUUUGAUCUCAUAGAGAAAGGAUACCUAGUUCUAAAAAGCUCCAGCUACAAAGUGGUCCCAGUGUCCCUGUCCGAAGUGUACCUGUUGCAGUGCAAUAUGAAGUUCCCAACACAGUCUUCCUUUGAUCGGGUCAUGCCUCUCUUGAACGUAGCAGUGGCUUCUCUGCACCCAUUAACAGAUGAACAUAUUUUUCAGGCCAUUAAUGCAGGUAACAUUGAGGGCACUUUGGAGUGGGAGGACUUUCAGCAGAGGAUGGAGAACCUUUCUAUGUUUCUUAUCAAACGUAGAGACAUGACGCGAAUGUUUGUUCAUCCCUCUUUCCGAGAAUGGCUUAUUUGGAGAGAAGAAGGUGAAAAAACCAAGUUUCUUUGUGAUCCAAGCCAGAUGGAUUUCUUUCUGCUCACUUGGGAACUGAGGAGACAUGACAAGUGUACAGAGCAGUCCUCGGGGUUGUCGUACGCGAAGCAGUUUGACCCUACCGUGUCAGGUCUGAGUAAAAAAGUUGGGGUAUCUUCCUCCAUCCUGCAAGGGCUUUGGAUCUCCUACAGUACUGAAGGUCUUUCAAUGGCGUUGGCAUCUCUGAGAAAUCUCUACACCCCAAACAUAAAGGUCAGUCGGCUGCUGAUUUUAGGAGGCGCAAAUGUCAAUUACCGGACGGAAGUUCUGAACAACGCCCCCAUUUUGUGUGUCCAAUCUCACCUGGGGUAUGCAGAGAUGGUGGCCUUGCUCUUGGAGUUUGGGGCCAACGUUGAUGCUGCUUCUGAGAGCGGCCUGACCCCGCUGGGCUACGCGGCUGCCGCCGGCUUCCUGAGCAUCGUGGUGCUGCUGUGCAAGAAACGGGCCAAGGUGGAUCAUUUGGACAAAAACGGGCAGUGUGCCCUGGUCCAUGCUGCUCUCAGGGGACACCUGGAGGUGGUGAAGUUCUUGAUCCAGUGCGACUGGAGCAUGGCUGGACAGCAGCAGGGAGUGUUCAAGAAGAGCCACGCCAUCCAGCAGGCCCUGAUUGCUGCUGCCAGCAUGGGCUACACCGAGAUCGUCUCCUACCUGCUCGAUCUUCCAGAAAAAGAUGAAGAGGAGGUGGAGAGAGCACAGAUCAACAGCUUUGACAGCCUCUGGGGAGAGACAGCUCUGACGGCGGCGGCGGGGCGCGGGAAGCUGGAGGUGUGCCGGCUGCUGCUGGAGCAGGGCGCCGCCGUGGCGCAGCCCAACCGCCGCGGGGUCGUGCCGCUCUUCAGCGCCGUCAGGCAGGGCCACUGGCAGAUCGUGGACCUCCUGCUGACACACGGUGCUGAUGUGAACAUGGCAGACAAGCAGGGCCGGACGCCGCUGAUGAUGGCCGCGUCCGAGGGACACCUGGGCACUGUGGAGUUCCUGCUUGCACAAGGUGCCUCCAUUUCUCUGAUGGACAAAGAGGGCUUGACAGCCCUCAGCUGGGCCUGCCUGAAGGGCCACCUGCCCGUGGUGCGUUCCCUGGUGGAGAACGGAGCUGCCACGGACCACGCGGACAAGAACGGCCGCACGCCGCUGGACCUGGCGGCGUUCUACGGCGAUGCUGAGGUGGUUCAGUUCCUGGUGGACCAUGGGGCCAUGAUCGAGCACGUUGACUACAGUGGGAUGCGGCCCCUCGACAGAGCAGUGGGCUGCCGCAACACCUCGGUUGUCGUCACCCUCCUGAAGAAAGGAGCAAAGAUAGGUUGUCAGACGUUACCGAGUCGCCCACGAGGUCCAGCAACUUGGGCAAUGGCAACCUCCAAACCAGACAUCAUGAUCAUCCUGUUGAGCAAGCUGAUGGAGGAGGGAGACAUGUUUUAUAAGAAAGGUAAAGUGAAAGAGGCUGCCCAGCGCUACCAGUAUGCUCUGAAAAAAUUCCCCAGAGAAGGGUUUGGAGAAGACCUGAAAACCUUCCGUGAGCUGAAGGUGUCGCUGCUUCUCAACCUGUCCCGGUGUCGGAGGAAAAUGAAUGAUUUUGGAAUGGCGGAGGAAUUCGCCACUAAAGCACUGGAGCUGAAACCGAAGUCUUACGAAGCUUACUAUGCAAGAGCAAGGGCCAAACGCAGCAGCAGGCAGUUUUCAGCAGCCCUGGAGGACCUGAACGAGGCCAUCAAGCUGUGUCCUAACAACCGUGAGAUCCAGCGGCUGCUGAUGCGGGUGGAGGAGGAGUGCAGGCAGGUGCAGCAGCAGCAGCAGCAGCAGCAGCAGCAACAGCAGCAGCAGCAGCAGCAGCAGCAGCAGCAGCAGCAGCAGCAGCCAUCACCUCCACUCCCAGUGGAGCCAGAACCCGAAGCCCAGCAUGAAGAGCUGUAUUCUGUGCAAGAUAUCUUUGAGGAGGAAUACCUCGAGCAGGAUGUAGAAAAUAUUUCCAUUGGCUUACAGACAGAGUCCAGGCCAAACCAAGGGCUGCCCAUCAUCCAGAGCCCACCCCCAUCUCCAGCUCACAGGGACUCAGCCUAUAUUUCUGGCUCACCACUUGGCUCUCAUCAGGUCUUUGAUUUCAGGUCCAACAGCUCCGUGGGUUCACCAACCAGGCAGGGGUACCAGUCCACAUCUCCUGCUCUGUCUCCAACACACCAAAACUCACAUUACAGACCCAGUCCUCCACACACAUCCCCAGCUCACCAGGGCUCCACUUACCGCUUCAGCCCCCCUCCCGUGGGAAGCCAGGGCAAGGAGUAUCAGAGCCCACCGCCGUCUCCCCUCCGCAGAGGCCCCCAGUACCGUGCCAGUCCCCCUGCAGAGAGCAUGAGCGUUUACAGGUCCCAGUCCGGCUCCCCGGUCCGUUACCAGCAGGAGCCCAGCGGGGUCUCCCAGCUCCCCGGCAGACCCAAGUCUCCGCUCUCCAAGAUGACGCAGAGAUCCUUCCAGAUGCCCCAGCUCCCCGUGGCCGUGCCGCAGCCGGGGCUGAGGCUGCAGCCAGCCAAGGCACAGAUCGUGAGGAGCAAUCAGCCCAGCUCCGCCGUCCAUUCCAGUACUGUCAUCCCAACCGGUGCCUACAGCCAGGUUGCCCACUCGAUGGCCAGCAAGUACCAGUCGUCAUCAGGGGACAUGGGGGUCAGCCAGAGCCGGCUGGUCUACCAGGGCUCCAUCGGGGGCAUCGUGGGUGACAGCAGGCCCGUGCAGCAUGUGCAGGCGAGUCUCAGCGCCGGAGCCAUCUGUCAGCACGGAGGGCUGGCCAAAGAAGACCUUCCACAGAGACCAUCCUCAGCUUACAGAGGGGGGAUGAGAUACAGCCAGACACCUCAGAUUGGGCGAAGCCAGUCCGCCUCCUACUAUCCGGUGUGCCACUCAAAACUUGACCUGGAGCGUUCUUCCAUACCCGCCAACCAGCUGGGCUCUCCAGAUGUGUCUCACCUCAUAAGAAGGCCCAUCACAGUCAAUCCCAGCGAAAUCAAGCCUCACCCACCGACUCCACGGCCUCUACUCCACUCUCAGAGCGUUGGCCUCCGCUUCUCCCCUUCCAGCAAUAGCAUCUCCUCCACAUCCAACCUGACUCCCAACUUUCGCCCCUCUGCUUCGAUUCAGCAAAUGGAGAUUCCCCUCAAGCCAGCCUACGACAGAUCGUGCGAUGAGCUGUCUCCAGUGUCACCCACGCAGGGGGGCUACCCCAGCGAGCCGGCCCGUUCCCGGACCACGCCGUUCAUGGGAAUCAUAGAUAAAACUGCUCGGACUCAGCAGUACCCCCACCUCCAUCAGCAGAACCGGACCUGGGCUGUGUCGUCAGUGGACACUGUCAUUAGUCCCACGUCUCCUGGCAAUCUGCCCCAGCCGGAAUCCUUUAGCCCGCCCUCUUCAAUCAGCAACAUUGCCUUUUAUAACAAAACCAACAAUGCACAGAAUGGCCAUUUGCUAGAGGAAGACUAUUACAGCCCCCAUGGGAUGCUGGCCAAUGGGUCCCGGGGAGACCUCCUGGAGAGAGUCACCCAAGCCUCCUCAUACCCCGACGUCAAGGUGGCAAGGACGCUGCCCGUGGCGCAGGCCUACCAGGAUAACCUGUACAGGCAGCUCUCCAGGGACUCCAGGCAAGGGCAGACGUCCCCAAUCAAACCAAAGAGACCAUUUGUGGAGUCUAAUGUGUAAAAGACACUUGUUGGAGUGAGACCCUCAUGUUUUCAGCACACACUUCCAAGCUUGAUUUCCAUGCAUACUAUUAUAAUUAUUAUUAUUACUAUUAUUAUUUUUAUUUCUCUUUGAUAGCUACAUGAUCAAGUUUCUCCGGUACUUUAUGUGGUGGUCAGACAGCCAUGCACGUGCUCCAGCCCUUUUGUUCCCCAGCUGACUGUGAAGCCAACAUCAGCCGAGCCAGUAUCAUUUGCCCAAUUCCAGCAAAAUUCCAACCAGGAUAUCUUAGUCCAUGGUGUGGGGUGGUCCAGAGAUAUCCCUACGCAGCAGGAGGUAACCAGCUCUUUUUCAAGAGACAAUUGCCUUGGAUUUAAAUUGGUUUCUUUUCUCUCAAUGAUCUCUUACUCAACUCUGAUGGGAAUUCCUAGGGAAUUCCACAGGAGCCUUUCCCAAGGCUGCAUCCACAGGUCCCUGUGCCAGCCAGGCUGUUUGGCUCUUUGCCCCAAAGAGUGGAUUACCCUCAGUGAUGUGAUUUAACACCAGUAGCUAUGCACAGCACCCACAAUACCUGUUCUGAUUCUGCUGGCUUACAGCACUUUCCUUCCUUAUUUAACUUGUCACUGGCCAGAAGGGGUUGGGAUCACACAGCACUUUGCUGCUUUCCAAGUACCUACCAGGUGCCCUCACACUGAUUUCUUUGCUCUGGGGCAUUUUACAAGCAUUGAAGGUGUAAGGUUGGCCCUUUGUUAUGUGUUUUAAUCAGCCAAGGGAAUUGGCCAGGAAUCUCUUGUGCAUGAACUGGGGUUGCACUAACUUCUUCACACUGUUGGCAGACUUCACCUCACCCACAGCAUUUGCACGGGGCAAGUCAGUGUUGGGGACUUCAUCUUGGGGGGGAUUUAUCACUUGCAAGGAAGAGCAAAAAUCUGACUUAGGAAAUGGUAUUCAAAGAGGAAAAUUGCAAUUCUGAAUUUUUUUUUUUUACAUUUUUUUAUGAUGAGGAUGUAGAACAUGGCAUGAUGGUCCCAAAAGAGGAAGGGUCCUUCUACAGUCCCAGGCCUGCAGCAUCCUUUCCCUCUGGCUCAAUCCUGCCAGGGAUCAGGGGCUGUAGCAAGUUCUGUGCUCCUCUUAAGAUCCUCUGUUCCCAAAAUCCUGGAAAGGGACACCGUGUUCCAUAUCUGUACAUGGUAGAGACCAUGUAUUGCUUUUUGAGAAGCUGUAGUUCAGAGAGACCUAUUUAUAAUUUAUUUAUGUUAUGUAUUUCAGGACAUUUUCCAGUUCAGGUUGGGUUUUUUCUAUUAUUUUCAGUUUUGUAAUCAAAUGCAAGUCACAUCAAGACAACAUGAAAAGCAGGGGCCGGUUCCAAAAUCCUUGUUAUAGGAUUUUCAAACAUUUUCUCAAUUAUUUGCUGAAAAUUUCUUUUGAGGUGGGGGGAAGAACUUCCCUUACCAAUUCCUUUAUUCCUGGUGGGUUUGUAAUCUGCCUUUUGCGUUCUGAGGGUGAAGGGUGGGAUGAUGGGAGGGAGAGUGAUAACGCUGUAGCUUGUUUUAAAGCAAACUAGUGCCUGUUGCCCAAUGCCAAACCUCACUCAUAUCAACUCUUGGGAGCAAUUCAGUGCAGAGCAGGGGAGUGAUACCUCCAAAGGGCUACUGAGAAUCGAUUGCAAGACUUCUUGAACCAAAUCACGGGCUCCAGCCUCCGCUGGUGUGAGUGAGCAUAUCCCAGCACCACAUCACUGCAGCUGCACCCUUUCACACCAGCUCAGGACAGGGUCUGGAACUCUUGAAGCAAACCCUGGCUUUGAUGGGGCAUUUUUUCUUUUUCCUGUGUGUGGCUCAGCACAUCUCAUUGCUACUUCGUUGCCUAACUUGCUCAGAGCAAGCUGGGACAUGCACACCUUGGGCCAGGGGAGGCUUGUGUCUCAUAGGCACAUGGAGAGCAUUUGGAAGGGGGGGUUCCUCUGAGUUUUGGCAGUUUUGGGGCACCCCAGGGGCUGUUUGGUCUUUGUCAAAGCCAGUAUUUGGAUUGAGGUUGGUGUUUUCUUCCUUGAGGUACAACCCAUUGCUGACUCUGCUUUAUCCCAGGGCUCUGUAAAAUGGGGGGCUGGCUGGGACCCCUUCAAUGGGGUGGGUACCCCAUGGGGACACCCAGGUCUGUGCAUAGUUUCUCUCCUUGCAAAUGGGGUGUGAUGGCUUUCUUUCUUCCUUUCAUUUCUGAAAUAACAUGCUCUGUAUUGUAAGGAAUAACUGCUUUCUCCUCCACAUCCCACAUGCCCAUAGCUGGGGAGACAUACCCUGGGUCUGGAGCAGCAUCAGUCACUUUGCUUAGUGCCUCCCAUCCUCCAGCUUUCUGCCUGAGUGAGUGGCUUCCUACCUUUAGUUUCUUCUUUGAAAGGAAAAAGUUCAGCCCUGUCCCUGUGUGACACCCGGCCGAUGCUCCUCUCCCUGGCAGCAGCGAGCUCCAGGGCCAGUGACAGGAGAACUGCCCAUGCUCUGCUUUGGCCACUCACUGCCUUGUGCUCCCAGUCCUGUCCUUCAGAGCAUCCCCCCCGCAGCACUCCUGUGUGUAACUUUCCAGUUUCUGAAGAUGUUUUAAGGGAAAAACAAAACAGCUCACGCUUUUAACACAACCACAAAGCUGAAGGAGGCUUGAAACACUGCAGCAUGCAGGUUUUUUCACGAUUCCACGUGUUACAUUUUCCACAGGAUUCUUGCACUAAUGGUUUUCCAUCUGUUCUCUCUGUACAUGGGUGCACUUUACUGUUUGAAUUUGUUACUAUGAUAAAUACUGGAUAUUUAAGCGUGAGUAGUGUCUUCAUUAGAAAAAUAGCAAAACAGCUCAUGUCUCUUAGUGUAUUUUUCAAAAAAAGAGAAAAGAAAUGAAGCAAUGAAUCAUAACAUUUAUAGCACAAGAACUGACUUCUGUAUAUAAGCAUCAACAGAUUGAGUAAUUUUUGAAUACAGAAUUAUUUGCAGUGGUUUUAAAGCACUUGCCCGGCAAUUCUCUUAGGGACAAUUGAGGCAGGAUGGCUGCUGUGGUCACCAGGUGGGUAAGAAGCACAUUUCCUCCUGGAAAAGCUGUUCUUGCUCAGUCCCCCACAUUCCCACCAAAGUCAUGAUUUGGUCUUUGCAUGAGGAGAAGCAGAGGUAGUUCUGUGUUGUGCUGGCAUGGCCCCUUUGUGCUUGGGGGAGCACAAGGUCAGAUCUCACCCUGAGGGCCCUUCAUCCUCUACUCUUAGAUCUGGGUCUGACAAGAUCAGGCCACACUGUGGGAUCACGCUCAGUUUCAGACAUGGAGCUGUCCUGUACAUCUGUGCUAUGUAUUUAAUUACUUUUUGAGUAAUUAACAUGCAGGUCAGUGCUGUCAGCUGGUGCCUUCAUGCCCUCCUGACUGCAGUGGUACCACUGGCAAGCCCCAUCUUCAAGCAAGCAGGAUUUUGGGUCCACCAAGUAAAGCAGGUUCUUGAUGACAUUGAAACUCCAGUUUUCAUUCUUGGGGUACAUGCGGAAGGCAGUGCCAAAAGUGAUGCUGAAGCUGACCCCUUUCUUUAGCCAACCUUCCCACCAGGUGUCUCAUCCUCACCUGUGGCUGCUCUGAGACCCAGGUGUGCUGCCACAGAGCUGGAAUCUUCUCUCCCAGCAUCAGGUGUGGAUGUCUGCCCUAUCCCUCAGUGGGGGUUCAUUGUCUCUCACUUUUCUCCCAGGUCAGGAGAAUGCUGCAGUUCCCGGGGAGUGGACACCCACGUGGUGGGAGGCUCUGCAGGGUCCCACCAGCCAGGCUGGGAGUGGCAUCAGAGGGCUUUGGACAUAGUCUUGAGUGGGCAUCAAAGUGCUUAGGAAAAGGAGGCUUUUACAAAGACAGGUCCUUUGAGAUCCGUCUCCAAAGGAGGUACAGCCUGAGCUGCCUUCUCUGUGUCACUGUUUGGGAGGACUGUGAUGGUUCCAACAAUCUGAGACGUGUGUCUGUCCAUCUGUCUGUCUGCUGUGGCACCAGUGCCCAGCUCAGUCUGUCUGAACACUGAACUUUUUGGUUAUUUUUCUUUAACCUGGCUGUGAAGAAAACCGCGUGGCUGGUGUGAACGUGUGAGCGUGCGUAUGCCAAACACUGGAGUCAUGCUGGGAUUAGGUCUGGAACCAGGGUGGGUAGUAAACUGCGAGCAGUUCAGUCUCCUUUACUAAGGUUGCUGUAUAUUCAGGGUUACCCAGGAGAAGUCUAGCUAAAACCGAAGUGCCAGCUCUGCCUUAUCUAGAGAACCAAGCAAGCCAGCGUGCCUGCUCGUCCUCCGCCUUCCUCGCCUGCGGGGGUCCAUAGUGCGCUGCCGUGAGCUCCUUGGUGGUUGUACUUUGCUGUACUCUUGGGAAUUCAAGGUAACUCUUCUACUGGUUUAUCAGCCUUUACCCAAGGGCUUAGGGAAAGAGCUGCUGUACCUGCUGGGACCUCUGCAAAUCAAAGCCUUCCCCCCAUGCCGGCUGCACUUCGCAGGCUGGUGGAGGGUGUGUUGGACACAAAGCACAAUGGUUGAAAGUGAAUCUGCGUUUUUUUCAGCUUUAUGUGAAUAAUUGCUGGAUUUUCAUUCAAUCAAACUCUUUUUUCUAAUAUAAACCACUAAGGGCUCAAUUCUUUAGCAAGAUGCAUUCGUGUCCAACUCUUGACUCUACAGCUGGAUCUCACCAAACUGGUACAGACCGACCCAAGAGGUCACAGCGAGCGCGGCCGUCACGGGGAAAGCCAACAGACACCCAACCCAGCAGCCGUGUCCUUCCUCCUGCUCCUUUUCUAGCUGUCACGGUACUGGGGAGUCAGCAGCCAAGUCCCAUCUGAUGGGAUCACAUCCUGUGGUUGUGAAAACAGAGGGCUGCUUUGCUAAAAGACUUCGUCCCUUUGGGUGAUGCUGUCCAGGGACGGCGGUGGGGAGGCAAGUCGGGGUCGGAAUGGGUAGGUGGGAAAGCCUCGUGCCCAUAGAGCUGGGUCCCCACAGGGCUGCCUCGCUGUGCACUGCUCAGCCAGCUACUGAGAGCAGCACUGUGUGCUACAUAAAGUCCAUUGUGUUGCUACACUGAUAAGCCAGAGACUCGUGUGGACUCUGCCAGUACUGCCGGGCUCAUCCCUGUCCAGCCUUUUCUUUGCCAUAGUGUUGCGUUCAGCGUUCCAUCUCCUUUCUGUCUUCACAUCCGAGAGGAUCUGAGUUGGGUACAAACACGUCCACUACACCUGCCUUGUGCUUUGUACAACUCCCUGGUUGCCAUCCUCUGAGACACUUGCUGGGAAGAUCUUUAAGACACUUAAAUUUUCCUUUAGCUUUUCUAUAAUUCAGAUGUAAAGGACUUUCUCUCUGUACAGUAUAUUAUCCAAUGCAUGUUCUGUUCUCUCUGAUAUAUUGAACACCACACAGUUGUGAUAUUGUGCAGUGGGAAGAGCAGCCCCUGCCAACAGCAGAGGCCUUCGCCUCUCAUCUCUAAGGAAAGAAGAAAACAUAUUUUUUCCUUUGCUGUAUUUGCUUGAGCAGAGUUUUCUUGUCUGUACAUGUGAGCUGUGAGAUAGAUGUGAAAAGUUCAAAAGAAUGCAUUCCCCCCCCCAAUGUAUACAGAUUGUAAUCUGUACAAUGAAAACUGUAUGUAUGAAAAAAUGUACCUAUUUAUAAAUGG